Messenger RNA from Gadus morhua (Atlantic cod), 3552 nucleotides. Its product is annotated as plexin-C1-like. The coding region runs from base 64 to 2673 and encodes 869 amino acids. Gene Ontology annotation, biological process: regulation of GTPase activity; semaphorin-plexin signaling pathway; regulation of cell shape. The record is from RefSeq and is a predicted model, not a curated record. Gene Ontology annotation, molecular function: semaphorin receptor activity; protein binding. Gene Ontology annotation, cellular component: plasma membrane; semaphorin receptor complex. The transcript is spliced from 15 exons. NCBI's taxonomy places the organism in Eukaryota, Metazoa, Chordata, Actinopteri, Gadiformes, Gadidae.
AGCGUCUCCUCGCGUGAUGAGCAGGCAGUAGGUCGCUCUCUCAGGACUCUGCUGUUCCGCACCAUGGUGUUCGCGUGGCUGCUGCUCUUCGUCGCCCUCGGUGGGCUCCGGGGGGGCCGCGGUCUGCAGGAGGUUGACGUGUUCCCCUCCCGUGGUGGAGAUAUCCGUGACUUCACCGUCGCCGCACGCUGGGUGUACGUCGUCACCGGCGACUACCUGUACCAGCUCAACCUCAGCCUGGGGCUGCUUCACAGUCUGACACAGAGAGCAGAAGACAUAGGGUCCUCGGUUUUUGGACGGUUUAACAGGACUUGGGAGGGGGGCGCGUCCACUUUUAGCGUCAAUACCUUGGCGCCACUUGUGGAGCGCAACCUGUUGUUCACCUGCGGUACGCUGAACUCCGGCUAUUGUGAGACGCUGAACUUGACGGACAUAACUCAGAUAAUAAGGGGGGAGUAUUUUGAAUUAAGUCCUGCUGUGCCAAAAGGCAUCUCCGUGGGUUUUGUGGUUGACGUGAAUGGAAAGUCUUACAUUUUAGCUGCUGCUGAAGGAAUGAACGACACAAGCUUUGGGGAGUCUCCAAAAAGAUCGCGAAUUCGUCUUCAUAACACGCAUGAUGGUCAGUUUGGAAAUCUGCUCUCGGCCAUAGACGGUAGGGAUAGCCCCGAAAUCGUUGCGCAUGCUAAAGGUGUCCAGUUUGUGGAUGGCUUUCAAAUCAAAUCAACUAUUUUUAUUUUUUCAAACUUAAAUUACGACGCCCCUAAAGUUCGUCUACUUUGGUUUGCGAACAAAACAAGCAAAACCGAAACGUUAAGGUCCCUGCGAGGUGCGACACUCGUCUGCUGUGAAGGUGGCAAAGCGCGCCAGAGACUCGUUUCUUCCUCGGUGAUUCCCGGGGACCAACCGGUCCUCUGGGCAGGGAUAUUUGCCGACCAUGACGUCACUAUCACGGAGCUCGCCGUAUAUGACGUCAGUCCGCCAACUGAUGCAGUGACCUACACGGACCCAGACUUCGGCUUCAAAGGAAAACCUGCGAAGGGUGACAAGCCUAUCAGGCGGAUGCCAAUGCGCGUGCUGCUGAAGCAUCGUUUCAUGACGUCGGUGCUCGCGGUCAAGCUGAACAACUGGCUUAUCGUCUUCAUCGGCACCGGAGACGGUCAACUGCUGAAGCUGACGGUGGACGCCAAGCUCCAGGCCCAGUGUCUCAGCGUCAUCUGGAAGGCCCCCGACGACCGCCGCGUCUUUCCCAAGAUGCACCUGGACCCCGUGGGCCGCAAGCACGUCUUUGUGGCGGUUAGCGACAAGUUGAUGCGUGUUCCAGUGUCUCAGUGUGUCCAACACAGCAGUCUGCAGUCCUGCUGGAACGCCGGCGACCCGUACUGCGGCUGGUGUGGAGCUCUGAGACGAUGCAGCUUUGAGGACGAGUGUCCAUCUUCUCUGUGGCUGUCCGUCCCAGAUGACCUCAGCCAGCGGCGGAUGCUCUCCCACAGCUUCCAGGAAGACGCAGAAGGAAAGAUCAGUCUGGCGGUCUUCACUCACCUGAAGAGAGGUGGAGCUCCUGCUAACUUCUCCUGCCGAUUCGACUCAAGCGUCGGAGUGCUGGGAGGACUAGGGCAUCAAUACCCAGAAUGCACCUGCCUGCUGCCUCCUGUGAUUGGCCUGCGUGUGAGCGUCACGGUGAGCCUGGGGGAAGUGGAUGUGACUGAAGAACUGAACCUCCUCAACUGCUCUGGGAUCACCGGAGCUCCCACUCCCCUACUGUGUAGCCAGUGCCUCGCUGCCGGGUGUGGGUGGAGCAACGGGGCCUGUACGUGGACACGCAGAGGAGCUCUGAAUAUGUCCAUCUGCCAGGGUCUGCAGACCGGGGUUGACUCUCUGCCAGAGAUAUUCAACAUUACCCCGACUGAGAUGUCCUUCUGCGGUAAAAACAACGCGGUGCUGACGGGAAGGAACCUGGUUCAUGCGAUCGGAGUUUGGUUUCAAGGACACCUGGAAUGCAGCGCGAAAGACGGGAAGAGGAGGAUGAACAUCACGGUGUCCAACCUGAAGUUUGUCAAUGAGGUCAUCCACAGCCACACAGAUGAAAGGGUAACCUUCUCCGAGUCAAGCGACCAAUCUCUGCAGUUCGUGAGCCUGGCGGCAGACCGCGACCCCUUCAGCAGCACUGUGACCCUGAGGGUAGCCAAUCACACGCUGGCCUGCCCCACCGCCAUCCGCUACCUGCCAGAACCCCAGUUCACCGACUUCAUCUCCGCGCCUGCGGCGGACCACCUACGGCUCACAAUAGAGAAAAAGUCAGAUGAGCUCCAGAUGGCCCCAGAGGACCUGCGGGUGAAGGGCGUCCAGGGCGGUGAAGACCACGACUGUGUUAUCACAAAAAUCGAACGCAGCAGCGGCACCGACUUCAUCACCUGCGUCAUCCAGAUCUCCUCUGAUGCGGAGAUAACAGCAGUGAAGAUUAUGUAUGGAAACACAAUUUACCUCCUGGAGCUCCCCUGGCCCUUCUGGGUGCACAUCCUUCUUCGAUUAAUUAUCGUGAUGUUGUUCGGUCUUACAAUGGGGGGGUUUAUCUACUACCUCCGGCAGAGGAGGCUCACCGCUCAAAUGAACAUGAGUCCCGGAGACCUGGAGAUGGAGAUCAGGGAGGAUGGGUUCCUGGCGCCCCUCGACUGAAGCGGGACAGAUGGCGGGAAACCACUUCCUCUUUUGAGGGUCCCUCACUCUGGGAGGACAAAUCGGUGGUGGGGUUUGUCUUCAGCAAAUGGUUAUGGGUCCUCAAACACCUCAUCAAAGACAUGCCUUAGCAUUUUUAUAAUAUUCAUGAUGUCGCUGUUCCGUAUAAAACGCAAAGUUUAAAACAAAAAUAAAGUGAAACUUUUUUUUACAACAUACUAUAUGGGGUGUGUUUUUAUCGGCUUUGUGGUUUCCCUUUCCUGGACUUGAGGAACACAACCUUGAAGAUAGCUUGUUCUGCACUUAUGCAACCAAAACACUUGUUUUAACUUUUGCCAUGAAUUUAAUGUAACAGAAAACAAAAAUUCUUUCAUUUAAUUACUCACCAUCCCCAUGAAUCAGGGACGCCCAUAAUCUGAAAUGGAAUUCUAAAACAAUUAAGCAACUUUGUGUAACCUUAACCAAAACAUUUUCCAACAUGUUUGAAACCAAUUAUAACCAAAUAGAUUAAAAAAUCCAGAAGGAUGUUGAAAGGUGGUCAACCCUCCCUUUGCAUUUCAGCUCCUCAAAACCAAUUGAUAGCAUGGGAUAAGAUGAUCUCUAGGUUCAUUUGGAAUGGCAAAAAGCUCAGAAUAAUACUUCAGAGUUGCCUUAAAGUAAGAGGGGAAUGGCCCUAAGAAAUCCUACCAACAUAUUUAAAUGUAACUCAGAGCUCUGCCCUGUUGGUGUACAACUAUUAUUUUCUAAACCUUUUUUGUUCAUCAUUUUGUAUUAUUAGGUGUGCACAGAGUAUCUAUGCAAUGACUAUUGUAUUUUUUUGGUAUUUUUCUUAUUUUCAUAAUGUCGUUGUUCUGUAUAAAACGCAAAGUUUAAAACAAA